UGAAUUACGACGAGGAAGAAAAAAAAGAGUAUGAUUUACCAAGCGACAAGGAUCCACCGAGAUUACGUUUAUUUAUUUCAAGAAAUCAUUAUGUACCACGCGCGACCACCAAUAUCAAUUAAAAGCGGUCGUGUGUGCUGGUCGCACGUAAGUGCAGCACAUAGGUGUUCGCUAAAUCAGACAUUACGGAUUUUCGCCCCACCUAUUUCUCGUUUGCCCCGCUCUCUUCUUUCUUCCAUUCUAGUCACUAUAUAGGCCGGCAAGUGCAUCCUUAGUGUCAGUGCAGCAGUGUAGAAACCUCGGAUCGACGCGAGCUCUUGCUAGAAGAACCACGAUGCAGUCGCACGAUAUUGAAGGAUACUACAAUGUGGCCGAGGAACUGGUUUUGAAAGCGGGAAAAGUAAUCGAGAACGCGAUCAACACAAAGAAGAGUGUGAAGAGCAAAGGGAUCGACUGGGACCUGGUAACGGAGUACGAUCGCAAAAUAGAGAAGGAUUUGCAGAAGCAGUUGUCGAAAAUCUAUCCGGAGCACAAAUUUAUCGGCGAGGAAGGAACGGCAGAGGACAAAUGUUUGCCGAAGCUAACGGAUGAACCAACGUGGAUCAUUGAUCCCAUAGACGGCACGACCAACUUUGUGCACAGAUUUCCCCACACGUGCAUCUCCUUGGCAUUGUUAAUUAAUAAGAAAACAGAGAUCGGUAUAGUGUACAAUCCGCUGAUGAGGCAACUGUUUACCGCGAGGAGACAGAAAGGAGCCUUUCUAAAUAGACACCCUAUAAAGACUUCGGACGUGGCAGAUGUGACUCAGUCGUUAAUCGCAAUGGAACCGUGGCUUGCCAAAGACUCAAAUUAUCUAGUUACCGUGUACAGUAGAAUGCAUGCUCUAAUUCAAGGGACUCAUGGGAUAAGAUCAUUGGGUACUGCAGCUCUUACGCUAUGUUACGUUGCAAUGGGCGCUGUAGAAGCAUAUCACGUCGAAAGUAUAGACGCUUGGGACGUUGCUGCUGGAAAAUUAAUAAUUGAAGAAGCAGGUGGAAUAGUAAUAGAUACAGCUGGUGGAGAAUUGGACUUGAUGGUACCUAGAGUAAUCGCAGCUUGUAAUCACCAAAUUGCUGAUCAGCUGGUUGACCUCUUUAAAACUGCCGAUUCAAAGGCUAUUGAUAGAAACUUAAGAUGAUGUGCUACGAGAUUCAAUUCUUUGGCCUAGAAACUGUUCAUUACAUUUAACUGCUCCUAAUGUACAUUAUGUAAUUUUUAAUAAAAGUUUCGUAAACCCA
Molecule: messenger RNA, 1277 nt
Organism: Megalopta genalis
Lineage: Eukaryota; Metazoa; Arthropoda; Insecta; Hymenoptera; Halictidae
Biological process (GO): phosphatidylinositol phosphate biosynthetic process; signal transduction; inositol metabolic process
Molecular function (GO): inositol monophosphate 1-phosphatase activity
Source: RefSeq, a predicted model, not a curated record